AUGGCCGACUACAAGGCUUAUCUUGCAGUGCAUGUCAUCAAUGAAGAGAAAAUCAUGAAAGUCACGAAUAAUGCCGCGAAACGAAUGCUCUAUGACUUUCAUUCAAAUCAAAACAAGAGGAAGCCAAAUUCCGUCCAUGCUUGCUAUAUCAUAGAUGGAUUCCUUAAGCGUGAACCCCAGCCCGCUGUAGAUGGGAAAGAGGAUGAUGGCGAGGACGUUCACAUGCAAAGCAGUCCAUUCAUUAGUAGCUCGAUGCCGCAAAAUGAUGCAGAGGUGGCAAACAUCCAAACAAGAACGAUCAUGCUGGUUAAAGAGGAGCACAUGCAAGAGGUCCAAGUCAAGUAUGAGCAAAUCUUUUCAGUCCACAUUUACAGCCUUAGUCCCUUCACUGUUCAAAACCUCGAAAUACUCUCCGACUGCAACCGCGCCAUUACCAAAAGAUUUAUCACCGAGGAUCCUCUUAUAUUUGGCAAAAAAUAUGGAGUCAUACAAAACAAAAGCGUCAAGCGACGGAAAGGUGGUUGUGCUCCCGAACCGGUGCCAGCGUUCCCAGUCUCAAAACGAGCAUCAACAUUGGAGAAUUCAAAGAGCGAAUCAGAUAGUCGACCUACGUCCUCGAAAGGGAAUCCAGAAGCCAUUUCGCCACCCGCUAGCCAGAGCGGCAAAGAAAAAAGCAAAGCCCUAGAGAUAUCCAAGCCGUUCAGUAGGAACGCCAAAUUGGGCGCGGCCAAACCACCAGCCAUAAAGCACGAAAAAUCCGACAUCAUGAAAGCCUUCUCGAAACCCAAACCCAGACCGAAAGCCGACGACACAGCUAGCUCUGUAGACUCCGGCGCUGAACAGCCACCGAAAGACUCUAGAGCACAAGCUGACGAACCAAUGAAAGAUAUCUCCUCCGAGUCCGAACAUGAAGAUGACUUCAUCUCCAGCAAGGAGAAGACAGAUGCUGGAAGAAAGUCACAUGUAGAGCGUGCAGAGCAGCUGCGGAAGAUGAUGGACGAGGAUGACGAAGAAAUGGACGACGCACCCCCAGACUCAGCGGACGAAUCACCAAAACCAGUUGCGGAGGAAGACGAGCUGGAACAGCCCGCCGCCAAAUCGGCUGAACCGUCUCCAGAGCCUCUCAUGACUGUGAGCGGAGGCCGGAGAAGGGUGACGAAAGAGGAGCCAGCGUGGGAGUCCUUUUCCGAGGACGAGCCGCCCCCAACAAAGGACAAGACCUUGUCGUCUUCGGCAGCAUCAGCGAAAGCGAAAAAGGCGGCGGGAAAGCCAGGGCAAGGAAACAUCAUGUCGUUCUUUGGAAAGAAGUAG
Messenger RNA from Bacidia gigantensis, 1311 nucleotides. RefSeq lists its product as uncharacterized. Gene Ontology annotation, biological process: DNA strand elongation involved in DNA replication; nucleotide-excision repair, DNA gap filling; DNA replication. Gene Ontology annotation, cellular component: nucleus; delta DNA polymerase complex. Bases 1 to 1311 code for a protein of 436 amino acids. Lineage: Eukaryota; Fungi; Ascomycota; Lecanoromycetes; Lecanorales; Ramalinaceae. The record is from RefSeq and is a predicted model, not a curated record. Gene Ontology annotation, molecular function: DNA-directed DNA polymerase activity. The transcript is spliced from 8 exons.